This is a messenger RNA of Linum trigynum, 1287 nucleotides long. NCBI's taxonomy places the organism in Eukaryota, Viridiplantae, Streptophyta, Magnoliopsida, Malpighiales, Linaceae. The record is from the annotation of a GenBank genome assembly.
AUGGAGGCUGAACUAAAAGAAAUGCUUAACGAUCUUGAAAGCCUCAAGAGUUUGCUACCCGAUCCUUCCCAUCUAUCUUCGAUUAAUAAGCUGCAGUCACGUGUGGAGCAUAUUACGAACAUGGCAUAUUCUACGCCAAUGAGGAGAUCAAAAGUCAAGGACAUGAGUGCCGAGGUGGUGGACAGCAAUCCCUAUAGUAGGCUCAUGGCACUUCAGAGAAUGGGCAUUGUCAACAAUUACGAGAGAAUAAGAGAGUUCUCAGUUGCCAUCGUUGGAAUUGGUGGUGUUGGCAGUGUUGCCGCUGAGAUGCUAACAAGGUGUGGCAUUGGUCGUCUUUUGUUGUACGAUUAUGACAAAGUGGAGUUAGCUAACAUGAAUAGGCUUUUUUUCCGUCCAGAGCAGGUUGGGAUGACAAAAACUGAUGCUGCUGUUCAGACCCUUUCAGACAUAAAUCCUGAUGUUGUGCUAGAGAGUUAUACUUUCAACAUCACAACAGUCCAAGGAUUCGACACCUUCAUGACCAGUUUAAGAACCAAAGCUUUCGGCCCAAGUAAGGAAGGCAAUGGGGUAGACCUUGUUUUGAGCUGUGUGGAUAACUAUGAAGCCCGGAUGGCUGUUAAUCAGGCCUGUAAUGAGCUGAAUCAAGUAUGGAUGGAGUCUGGUGUAUCUGAGGAUGCUGUUUCUGGCCACAUACAAUUGCUUAUUCCUGGAGAAACUGCUUGUUUUGCUUGUGCACCUCCCUUGGUUGUCGCAUCUGGAGUGGAUGAACGCACUCUCAAACGUGAAGGGGUCUGUGCAGCCUCUUUACCAACCACCAUGGGAGUUGUUGCUGGGCUCUUAGUACAGAAUACACUCAAGCUUCUUUUGCAAUUCGGGAAUGUCUCCCCUUACCUGGGAUACAACUCUUUGAAAGACUAUUUCCCAACCAUGGAAAUGAAGCCAAACCCUCAUUGUUCAAAUGGAGCUUGUCUGGAGCGUCAGAAAGAAUUCCUCCUUUCAAAACCUGCAAGGGAUGCUGCUGCUGCUAGAGCCAGGAUGGAGGCUGAGGCAGCAUUAGUUGCAGAAGGCCCUCUUCAUGAUGACAAUGAGUGGAAUAUAAGCAUUGUUGAUGACAGCGAUGUUGAAGCUAGUGGUGCUGCAAUCUCGGAUGCUCUCCCUGAAGGACUUACUCGCGAGCUUCCAAGUGCAGACCAGUUUCAGAAACCCCAAGCUGCUGAGCCAUCUGUUACCAUUGUCGAUGACCUUGAAGAACUUAAAAAGCAACUCGAAGCCCUCAAUGCAGACUGA